AGUUUAUGAAGAAGAAAAUAAUUGGCGUAAAAGUUAAAGAUAAAUUAUUAGGCCUAGCAAAGAGAAUUAUAAUAUAUAUGGAAAAAGCCUAGUGUGCUGCCAUUCUUCACGCAAUUCGUGCUCCAUUUUCUCAAAAGGUCGUAACUAUUUCCUUUGCAUUCAAUAAAAGAAAAAUAAGUUAUGUCAAUCCAAAGAUGUGAAUCUGUCAAAUACGACAUGUAAACAAAUAUUUUUAAAGAAUUAUUAAAAAAAUUGAAAAAGUGGAAAGAUACAAAAAAUCCUACCAGGAUUGAGAGCAGCCUCGAUUUCAUGCGUCCAAAUAUUUGUCAGUUAAAAGAUAAAAAGUAGUAUGUGCUACGCCAUAUACAUUCCUAUCAUAUGUGCUGCCGAAACUCUUACGCGGCUUUCGAUAACAGUUCUUUACGCCGCAGAAGAUGUAAUCAGACUUAUUAUACAAGCUGUUAUUAGCUACGUAACUACUAUUGUUCACCUGUUUGCUCUAAUACCAAUGUGUAUAGCAAAAUGUUGUUCCAAAAAAAUUUGCACAUCAUUUAACCACGCAGGAUGGUCUCCCAGAACAACUCCUUCAAGUUGUGGUUGCACUUUUAUCAUAGUUAUGGUCCUUGGUGUGUUUUUCAUAGUUAAUUACACAGAUUGGAUAGAACAUGUUCUUGAAUUGAUCGGUAUACAACUGCCUUGGACAGUUAUUAGAAAAAAUAAAGAAGUUGAUUACAGUGAUUAUUUGGUCAAAAAUAAAAUGAUAGAACAUCGCGAAUAUACGAUAAAUAUAAAUGAAGAUUAUACUACUUUCAUUACAAAUGAGGCUGAGAAGAAAGAUUUGAAUUUACAAGUAAUUGCACAUGGAAAUGAAAAUUAUAUAGUUUUUGACAUGGCGCAAUUUAUCCAAGAUGCUGAGAACAGCACAUAUAAUAAAUCUGACGUAACAUUUAUAGAUUUAAACGAAACUAUUUCUACUGUUAAAUUAAUUGAAGACGCUACCGUACUUAGCUAUGAUUAUACGAUUAUAGAAUAUAAAGAAACAAGAAAUAAUAACCCAACAAAACAUUACGUCGUCGAAGCUACAACGGAUGAUGUUAAUUUAAAUACAACACUUCCUAUAAGUUUCAUAGAUACUUAGGUAAUCUCGGCAGAAUUGAAUGCAUUUUUAUUUUCUUCGAAUAAAAAUAUUACAUACAGUGUUUGUUAAUGGAAGUGUAUUAAAUGUUUAAAAUGUCAAUGAGUAUUGUAUGUAGAUCUUUGGUACCUCUAUUAGUAUGCAAAUUUUUCACUAAGUAAUUUGUAAAGGCGAAUAAUGAAUAUAGUCGGUACUAUCGAUGUUUGGUUCUUUCAGUCUCAAAUAAGAUUCUUUAAAUCGCCUCAGUUUUUAGAUCCACCCCAGCCGAACGAGCUUUACACACUGUACCGUCAUCCUCAUUAUCAACUCUUGGGAGCCUACGGCUAACAUAGACUUUCCCUGAAGAUUAAAGACCAACUUGUAAGCUUCGGCCUGCAUCCAGCAAGAUUCUGUGCCCUUUAUCAGAUAUAUACCUUGUAGGUGGGCGUCCAACGCUGCGCUUCCGCCCCGAACAGACUUAUAAUAAGAUGCUUCUAUAUAAUAUAGUAUUUAUUCUUUUUGAAUAAUUUUAUGAUAUUUGUUUAUGAAUUCCUGACAUUCUCUAUGAUUGUCUCUGACAUUGCGUCACGAGUAGCUAUAUUUACACUAAAAGUUCUUGUUACUAGUAGUUUAAUUCGAGACUUUAUAAUAAUACGGAAAGUUUACCUAUUGGUAAGCUAUGUGGUUUCCCGCCUUUUUUACUCCAGAUAUUUUAUAAGAAUCUAGGUUAUGCAACAAUUUUCUAGAAACACAACAUCUAUUAUAUGACGCAAAUUUUAGCAGAGAUAUUUAUAUGACAAAUUACAAGUAAAUAUUUAAUAUACAAAGAGAAAAAUGUAUGUGAUCCGUUGCAAGAAUAUAAUUUUGAUAUUAUAGAAGUAGACCCAUAAUGCCUAAAAGACAUAAAAAAUAUUCAGUGGAAUAUGAUAAGGAUAAUUUGCCAUCGAGAAACCUCUGUGUAGUUUCAAAAUCAUCAAGUACUUUAUACACAAAGAAAAAAAAUGUCAAUAAAAAACCUCGAAAACUUAAAGAUUUGAAAAAUCUUUGUUAUAAAUUAACACAGCGCAUAGAUAAUAUUCCUACGAAAGUAACAAUCAAAUCUAAUAUUUAUUCAAAAACACAUCAAAAGAGGCCAAAAAUGAAAGUCACUUUUUCAUUGGAAACCUAUAAACCGAAUUAUAAGAAAGAAUGUGGCGCUAGAAACACUGCGAGUGAUUGUAAUUUAAAGUCAAAAACGAUAAUCAAUUGUAAAAAACAGGAAUUGAAUUCCCAAUCUCCAAUGAAUGUAUACUACAUGGUUGGUGAUACCGCAUUCACUAAUAUGAUAAAGCGACGGGCAACGGCAAAACAUACUACAAGAAGUGAUCAAUUGAAAGAAAAAUCUACUUUAACACAAGAUGAACCUUUAUUUGAAACUGGGGAAAUUUCUAAAUCUUCAGAUACUACCUUAACAUCAUGUAGUAAUAAAUACCAUACAUUAAAAUAUAAGUACGAUAGCAUGGAGAUAAGAAAAAGAUUUUUGGAAAAUAAUAUUGACCGCUUUAUGGAAAAGAAAAGUAAAAGAAAAAAUGUAACCACCCAAAAACAUUGCCCAAGAUCGAAAAAUAUUCUAUGCACGAAUACAUUUUUAAACGGAAAUAAUGAAUUACAUACCGCACUGCUUUCGAGUAAUUUCUGUGUAACUGGAAAAAAAUUAACAUUAUGGAAAAAAAUGAAAGUUCAUCUUAAUGCCGUUCGUUUAAACCAGAUUAGAUCUGUGGAUCAUCGUAUUAAUGGAUUUGAUGAAAGGCCGGUUGAAAAACGGCGUAGCGAUAACAUAACUACUAAUAUAAACAAUUGUGAUACACAUUUCUGUGUCACCGAAAAUAAUUUUACACCGUCACAAGUAAACAAAAAAAAGACUUGCACAAGCCAGCAGUCUACACAUAGUACUACUGUAAAACCGCCGAUUUGUAAUGAAUUUAAAAUAAUAAAAUUUCCACAUGAUUAUAUCACGAAGGAAAACAGUAAUAAAGACCAAAUAUUUUCUCUCAGAUCAAAAUUAUGUGUAUGUAAAAAGCUAAAAAAGUUAUCAGAACGAAUUAAACGAUGUACUUGUGAACCAUGUUAUAAAAAAAAGACAAUUAUAUCAAAAGCCAUGGGAUUAAAUAUAAAAGAUAGUAAUGAUUCUAAACACAAAGACUUAAAAACCAGUAAUAUACAACAUGAAUCCAUAUUAAAACAGAUUCAAGUUAAUCAGAAAAAAGGUGGAGUUUGUUUAAAAAUACUAGACGCUGACGGCAAAGCUAAUGAUGUUAAAAAAGGUGUAAAAAUUAUUAAGCCCUAUGCACGAAAACGGAAUGCAAAAAUACAAAUUAAUGAUGAUAACCUUAAGAAAAAAAAAUGCAAUAUACAUAUUUUUAAAAGUGGAACAGAUCGCGUUCGGACAAAUUUUCAAAAUUAUAUUCCAGAACUAUCUAUAGAUAAAACAUCAUAUAGUGCCGCGGAUAAUUUGCAGUUAACAAGAAAUAGUGGCAAUAAUUGUACACAACCUCAGAAAGUUCCUAGAAAAAUAAAAAGUUGUCCAUGUAAUAGAGUCUCUAGCACCAAACCUAAUAAACUUAUUUUGGUAUCGCCUGAAAGAAUUGAUUUCGAAGUUAAAAAGGAUGGAAAGUAUUUAAGAAUUUUAAAUUACGAUAAUGUAAAAAUGUUCAAAUGUUCUAAACAUAAUGAAAAGAACAACGGUACGUGUGCAAAGAACACUAAUAAACCGUCAGAAGGUUCAAAAGGUGGUUUAUUGGGAUCUCCCAUGAUGAAAAAAUGUGUUGAAUAUAACUACAACUACCGCAAACUUAUAUCGACAGUUCUAAGUUCAUUAGUCAAACGCAAAAAGGUUUGUACUAGGAAUUGUGACCUCAAGCAUGACCAACAACAAGAUCAUAGCUCAUACUGUACAAAAUACAAUACAAGCAAUUCACGCCCCUAUGCAAACAAGAGGAAAAUCGUAUGCAUAGACAAAGCAUGUAAGAUAAGUCUAAAAUCCCGUUUGAUGCAUUGGUAUAAAAACUUUAAAGACGUUUUAUCAGAUAUAUUAAGAGACUUAAAGAAAGAGUUAUCAUUAAAACAAAUAAGAAGUAAAUUUCCCGAUUUUAAAGCUAAAGAAGUGUAUAUAAUGACAUUACCCCAUAAGCCCUGUUUUAUAAUUUACACUGUAUGUCCAUGGCUCUAUCCAUAUUUUCUAUAUUUUAUCCGGCGCUGUAAGCAAAUGUUCCAAAUUUUUAUAUUUAUAUUAGCACCUUUCGUUUGGUGUCCAUGUUUAAUGGUAUUUGAAUGUUGUAGAUUUUGUCUCUGUUAUUUUUGUUAAAAUAAAAUACUGAGAAUCA
This is a messenger RNA of Manduca sexta (tobacco hornworm), 4476 nucleotides long. RefSeq lists its product as uncharacterized. The record is from RefSeq and is a predicted model, not a curated record. NCBI's taxonomy places the organism in Eukaryota, Metazoa, Arthropoda, Insecta, Lepidoptera, Sphingidae. The transcript is spliced from 2 exons. The coding region runs from base 2004 to 4457 and encodes 817 amino acids.